AUGUCGGAAGUAUUUAGAGUGCAUCCGCAAACUACGAGACCAACAACAGCAACAACAGCAAUAAAAAGUCCUUGCGCGACGCAUCACAAUUUCGAUCACGAUAUAUUAAACGGUUACGAAUGGAACAUAUCACGUGACGGUCCCUCGGAUCGUCUCCAUUAUAAAAUGCGAGAUUUUCGAGAAUUGUUCGAUCACGGAUCCGACGAAUAUCGUCCGGUUUAUCGUAGAGAUAAUAAAAAUUUCAUGCAUCGUUGCUCUGACGGUGCGAGAACGGAAAUCGCAGAUUCGAGAAUGUCACGUAAAGAUUUACCAUCGGCAGGACAAAUAAUAUGGGAUGAUAUUGGAGAAGGUGUAAUGGUUGAAAGUUUAUCGUGGUCUCAAAGUGACGUGGAAAGAGAAAUAGAAUCGUGGGACCAAAAAUUAAACGAAACAAAUAUAAAGUGCCAAAAAAGUGUAGCUUGGGACGAUGGCGACAUGAUUAGAUUUGAUGAUUCACGCGACGUUUAUUUACCCAGCAGAUCGGGUUCGAUUGGGUAUCACGACGACAGGUGGAAAAAUCCAAGAAAAUUAAAAGACGUACGUUCUUCGAGUUCUUUGCAAAGUUACGACAAACAAAUUUUCGGUGAAAGUCAGAAAGAUUUAAUAAAAACGUGUAAAAAAUUUAAAUGUGAUGAUAAUGUUGGUAAAAAUGUUAGCCUCGUUGAUAGUUCAGAUAUUGUUACGGGAGGACCGUUGAAAGAUAAUAAGAAAUUUCAUUUAAAUUCGUGA
This is a messenger RNA of Pediculus humanus corporis (human body louse), 768 nucleotides long. RefSeq lists its product as uncharacterized. The record is from RefSeq and is a predicted model, not a curated record. The transcript has 2 exons. Bases 1 to 768 code for a protein of 255 amino acids. NCBI's taxonomy places the organism in Eukaryota, Metazoa, Arthropoda, Insecta, Psocodea, Pediculidae.